Messenger RNA from Paramuricea clavata, 236 nucleotides. NCBI's taxonomy places the organism in Eukaryota, Metazoa, Cnidaria, Anthozoa, Malacalcyonacea, Plexauridae. The record is from the annotation of a GenBank genome assembly.
GUAAAAAAGGAUCGGAAUGUCAAAAAUGCUGACGAAUUCAAGCAGUACAUUACCUCGCAAGUAGAAAAAUAUUGGCCAAAUCUUGAUCCUUCUGCCCAAGUUAUCGAAUUUUCAACUCACAAUGCCGCAUUGGUACAAGACAAGUCCUAUAUUUCCGAAAAGUUCGUCAAAUUUAUGAAUUUACUAAAAUCAAUGUUGCUUCAAACCAUCUCCGGAAAACUGAAAGCCGAAUGGAG